Exophiala xenobiotica is the source of this 528-nucleotide messenger RNA. RefSeq lists its product as uncharacterized. The coding region runs from base 1 to 528 and encodes 175 amino acids. The transcript has 2 exons. Lineage: Eukaryota; Fungi; Ascomycota; Eurotiomycetes; Chaetothyriales; Herpotrichiellaceae. The record is from RefSeq and is a predicted model, not a curated record.
AUGCCUUACGUCGAAGAUUAUACGGAGCACGAAUACGGAGACGCACACUUUGACGAGAGCCAGGAAUCCAACGGCGACGGCGAUGAAAAUUUCGACGACGGUUGGUACGGCGAUGACAAUGAAGUUAAUGGCGACUAUCAGCAGCAUGGGAGAACGAACGGUCAUCAUGAGCCGAAUGGCAACCAGGACAACGGAGAUGACGGAGCACGCUGGCCCCAUGCUGACAAGUCAAACGCCGAUCUGGACAUGUUGGUCGAUUAUGUUAUAUCCAAAGCUAUUGAGUUGGGAGUGGUCAGUGACAGUGAAGCGGACGAUUCAGACGAACAUGACGACCUGCCUGUGCCAAACUGUAAGACGGUGACAAUAUGCAUGCUAAUCUUCGCUGGGUGUCUGUUGGGCGUCCCUACGUCGUCGCCACGAACGUUCGUGUCAUUGAUGGUGUUGAUUAAAGAACAGCAAUCCAACGAGUCCCAGGAAGCCGAGGCAGACGAGGAAGACGUAGCGCGGCCCGGCUUGUUGUCCGUGUGA